Molecule: messenger RNA, 3633 nt
Organism: Schistocerca cancellata (South American locust)
Lineage: Eukaryota; Metazoa; Arthropoda; Insecta; Orthoptera; Acrididae
Product: protein FAM186A-like
Exons: 2
Coding region: 1-3633 (1210 amino acids)
Source: RefSeq, a predicted model, not a curated record
AUGUCGAGUAUCCAGCCUGCAGCCUCCAGUACUCUGUUACCUGAGGAGAUAGAACCAGACUUCCCAUGCCCACUGUGUGAUUAUGAGUCAGAAUGGUUCUGCCAGUGUGACUCCAUGAUAGGUGCUGCGCUGUCGCCGCAGCGCGACUCCACGAAGGGUGCUGCGCUGUCGCCGCAGCGCGACUCCACGAAGGGUGCUGCGCUGUCGCCGCAGCGCGACUCCACGAAGGGUGCUGCGCUGUCGCCGCAGCGCGACUCCAUGAAGGGUGCUGCGCUGUCGCCGCAGCGCGACUCCACGAAGGGUGCUGCGCUGUCGCCGCAGCGCGACUCCACGAAGGGUGCUGCGCUGUCGCCGCAGCGCGACUCCACGAAGGGUGCUGCGCUGUCGCCGCAGCGCGACUCCACGAAGGGUGCUGCGCUGUCGCCGCAGCGCGACUCCACGAAGGGUGCUGCGCUGUCGCCGCAGCGCGACUCCACGAAGGGUGCUGCGCUGUCGCCGCAGCGCGACUCCACGAAGGGUGCUGCGCUGUCGCCGCAGCGCGACUCCACGAAGGGUGCUGCGCUGUCGCCGCAGCGCGACUCCACGAAGGGUGCUGCGCUGUCGCCGCAGCGCGACUCCACGAAGGGUGCUGCGCUGUCGCCGCAGCGCGACUCCACGAAGGGUGCUGCGCUGUCGCCGCAGCGCGACUCCACGAAGGGUGCUGCGCUGUCGCCGCAGCGCGACUCCACGAAGGGUGCUGCGCUGUCGCCGCAGCGCGACUCCACGAAGGGUGCUGCGCUGUCGCCGCAGCGCGACUCCACGAAGGGUGCUGCGCUGUCGCCGCAGCGCGACUCCACGAAGGGUGCUGCGCUGUCGCCGCAGCGCGACUCCACGAAGGGUGCUGCGCUGUCGCCGCAGCGCGACUCCACGAAGGGUGCUGCGCUGUCGCCGCAGCGCGACUCCACGAAGGGUGCUGCGCUGUCGCCGCAGCGCGACUCCACGAAGGGUGCUGCGCUGUCGCCGCAGCGCGACUCCACGAAGGGUGCUGCGCUGUCGCCGCAGCGCGACUCCACGAAGGGUGCUGCGCUGUCGCCGCAGCGCGACUCCACGAAGGGUGCUGCGCUGUCGCCGCAGCGCGACUCCACGAAGGGUGCUGCGCUGUCGCCGCAGCGCGACUCCACGAAGGGUGCUGCGCUGUCGCCGCAGCGCGACUCCACGAAGGGUGCUGCGCUGUCGCCGCAGCGCGACUCCACGAAGGGUGCUGCGCUGUCGCCGCAGCGCGACUCCACGAAGGGUGCUGCGCUGUCGCCGCAGCGCGACUCCACGAAGGGUGCUGCGCUGUCGCCGCAGCGCGACUCCACGAAGGGUGCUGCGCUGUCGCCGCAGCGCGACUCCACGAAGGGUGCUGCGCUGUCGCCGCAGCGCGACUCCACGAAGGGUGCUGCGCUGUCGCCGCAGCGCGACUCCACGAAGGGUGCUGCGCUGUCGCCGCAGCGCGACUCCACGAAGGGUGCUGCGCUGUCGCCGCAGCGCGACUCCACGAAGGGUGCUGCGCUGUCGCCGCAGCGCGACUCCACGAAGGGUGCUGCGCUGUCGCCGCAGCGCGACUCCACGAAGGGUGCUGCGCUGUCGCCGCAGCGCGACUCCACGAAGGGUGCUGCGCUGUCGCCGCAGCGCGACUCCACGAAGGGUGCUGCGCUGUCGCCGCAGCGCGACUCCACGAAGGGUGCUGCGCUGUCGCCGCAGCGCGACUCCACGAAGGGUGCUGCGCUGUCGCCGCAGCGCGACUCCACGAAGGGUGCUGCGCUGUCGCCGCAGCGCGACUCCACGAAGGGUGCUGCGCUGUCGCCGCAGCGCGACUCCACGAAGGGUGCUGCGCUGUCGCCGCAGCGCGACUCCACGAAGGGUGCUGCGCUGUCGCCGCAGCGCGACUCCACGAAGGGUGCUGCGCUGUCGCCGCAGCGCGACUCCACGAAGGGUGCUGCGCUGUCGCCGCAGCGCGACUCCACGAAGGGUGCUGCGCUGUCGCCGCAGCGCGACUCCACGAAGGGUGCUGCGCUGUCGCCGCAGCGCGACUCCACGAAGGGUGCUGCGCUGUCGCCGCAGCGCGACUCCACGAAGGGUGCUGCGCUGUCGCCGCAGCGCGACUCCACGAAGGGUGCUGCGCUGUCGCCGCAGCGCGACUCCACGAAGGGUGCUGCGCUGUCGCCGCAGCGCGACUCCACGAAGGGUGCUGCGCUGUCGCCGCAGCGCGACUCCACGAAGGGUGCUGCGCUGUCGCCGCAGCGCGACUCCACGAAGGGUGCUGCGCUGUCGCCGCAGCGCGACUCCACGAAGGGUGCUGCGCUGUCGCCGCAGCGCGACUCCACGAAGGGUGCUGCGCUGUCGCCGCAGCGCGACUCCACGAAGGGUGCUGCGCUGUCGCCGCAGCGCGACUCCACGAAGGGUGCUGCGCUGUCGCCGCAGCGCGACUCCACGAAGGGUGCUGCGCUGUCGCCGCAGCGCGACUCCACGAAGGGUGCUGCGCUGUCGCCGCAGCGCGACUCCACGAAGGGUGCUGCGCUGUCGCCGCAGCGCGACUCCACGAAGGGUGCUGCGCUGUCGCCGCAGCGCGACUCCACGAAGGGUGCUGCGCUGUCGCCGCAGCGCGACUCCACGAAGGGUGCUGCGCUGUCGCCGCAGCGCGACUCCACGAAGGGUGCUGCGCUGUCGCCGCAGCGCGACUCCACGAAGGGUGCUGCGCUGUCGCCGCAGCGCGACUCCACGAAGGGUGCUGCGCUGUCGCCGCAGCGCGACUCCACGAAGGGUGCUGCGCUGUCGCCGCAGCGCGACUCCACGAAGGGUGCUGCGCUGUCGCCGCAGCGCGACUCCACGAAGGGUGCUGCGCUGUCGCCGCAGCGCGACUCCACGAAGGGUGCUGCGCUGUCGCCGCAGCGCGACUCCACGAAGGGUGCUGCGCUGUCGCCGCAGCGCGACUCCACGAAGGGUGCUGCGCUGUCGCCGCAGCGCGACUCCACGAAGGGUGCUGCGCUGUCGCCGCAGCGCGACUCCACGAAGGGUGCUGCGCUGUCGCCGCAGCGCGACUCCACGAAGGGUGCUGCGCUGUCGCCGCAGCGCGACUCCACGAAGGGUGCUGCGCUGUCGCCGCAGCGCGACUCCACGAAGGGUGCUGCGCUGUCGCCGCAGCGCGACUCCACGAAGGGUGCUGCGCUGUCGCCGCAGCGCGACUCCACGAAGGGUGCUGCGCUGUCGCCGCAGCGCGACUCCACGAAGGGUGCUGCGCUGUCGCCGCAGCGCGACUCCACGAAGGGUGCUGCGCUGUCGCCGCAGCGCGACUCCACGAAGGGUGCUGCGCUGUCGCCGCAGCGCGACUCCACGAAGGGUGCUGCGCUGUCGCCGCAGCGCGACUCCACGAAGGGUGCUGCGCUGUCGCCGCAGCGCGACUCCACGAAGGGUGCUGCGCUGUCGCCGCAGCGCGACUCCACGAAGGGUGCUGCGCUGUCGCCGCAGCGCGACUCCACGAAGGGUGCUGCGCUGUCGCCGCAGCGCGACUCCACGAAGGGUGCUGCGCUGUCGCCGCAGCGCGACUCCACGAAGGGUGCUGCGCUGUCGCCGCAGCGCGACUCCACAAAGGGUGCUGCGCUCGUCCAUUGA